AUGGACCUCCAUCACUGGGACCGACCUUUCGCCCACGAAGACCCCCAUCUUCGAGAUGACAGUUCGCCUCUACGUCUCAUGAACCCGGAUCUCACGCCCACGCCUCCUGUCGUCUUCAGAUCCUCUGCGAAUUCCGUAUCUCCUGAUACGACCCUCAACAGCCCCCACGGCUUCCUCCAAAGACAACGCACUGCACUCACUGCAGCUCUUCUCUCCAUCAAGCGUUCCUUCUCGAGUCAAGACCUGGUGCCCAGACAUGCGAGUGACGAAUCUUAUCUACAGGCCUCAGCGCAUCCUUCAGCACACCCCUCGCCUCUCCAUAUUCAGGACAAAAACACAAAUAAACUCACCAUGCCCUCUGAAGCCAUCCUCGCAGGCAUCUCCGCGUCCCGUCCAAUAUCCUCACAAUCAGCCAUGUCAAGUAACACUAUCAUCCGUCAUCAGAUUCCCGAAGAUCCUUUCAUCACUCAUACUUCCACAUCGCCAGACUCACCACUACCCAAAUGUCUACAGCCUGGAGAUGGCAUCGCUCGCCGCGACUUCCUUGCGCCUCCACCGCUGCGGACGCGUAUGCCGAUACCGUCCACGCCUACGCAUCCUCAGCAUGGCACUGUAAGCCCUCUGACGAGGAGCAAUAGCGAUUGUAGCACUAGAUUCGAGAGCUUGUCGCCUACGAGGAGUGAGAUAUCUAGCGUGAGUGUACGCAGUGGGCCUUUCGAUCUUGCAACCGCUAGUGUUGUCGAUGGAGAGAGCGGGAGAGCAACGCCCCGCGUCAGGGUUCAGAGGGAGCAAACGCCAAAUUGGGAAGUUCAUGUGCAUCCUGUUACUUGA
Aureobasidium uvarum is the source of this 831-nucleotide messenger RNA. The record is from the annotation of a GenBank genome assembly. Lineage: Eukaryota; Fungi; Ascomycota; Dothideomycetes; Dothideales; Saccotheciaceae.